Messenger RNA from Penicillium daleae, 1116 nucleotides. Its product is annotated as alpha-ketoglutarate-dependent dioxygenase AlkB family protein. Lineage: Eukaryota; Fungi; Ascomycota; Eurotiomycetes; Eurotiales; Aspergillaceae. The record is from RefSeq and is a predicted model, not a curated record. Bases 1 to 1116 code for a protein of 371 amino acids. Gene Ontology annotation, biological process: DNA repair. The transcript has a single exon.
AUGUCAAAACGCACCCUAGACGCAUUCUUCAAACCAAAAACCACAACACCCCCCACAAAACGCCCUAAACCAACCCCAACCGCCGAUAAUUCACCCCCACACUCUACCGAAGACAUCACUGCCCCAGACACUCAUCCCAGCUACCCAAGUCCAAUCCCUCAACUACCCUCCCAUAUCUCAAUCGCUCUCACCCACGGGACCCCGGCAAAGGAACCCCGCGCUAUAAACAACCAACCAGACCUGGACCUCCUCUACUUCCAGCCAUACAUCACUCGACCCACCGCCAACGAGCUAUUCAAGUUCCUGCGGCGCGAACUCCCCUUUUACCGGGUGAAAUACACGAUCAAGCGUGGUGGUAUCGAGACGGAAAUAAACACUCCCCGAUAUACGACCGUCUUUGGGGUAGAUGAUACGUCGCAAUUCACAUCAUACCGCGAUAUCAAAAGCAAAAACAAAAACGAAGACGAAGACGAUGAAGACGAAACCACCAACCCAAACGAAAACUCUAUAAACAGCUCCUCCAACCUCUCCCUUACAGAAACAACAUCCAAAACCCCAAUCCGCAACACAAAAUACCAAUACACCCCACGACCCAUCCCAACAUGCCUCAACCAGCUAAAAGCCCGAGUCGAAGCCGCAACAGGAUCCCGCUACAACUCUUGCCUGGUAAACUACUACUCGAGUGGGAACGACAGUAUAGCCUUCCACUCCGACGACGAGCGGUUUCUCGGCGCGAGUCCGGAUAUCGCGUCGUUGAGUUUAGGCGGGGAGCGGGAGUUUGUUAUGAAGCAUAAACCAGUACCACCCCGUCACACAGGUUCGACCACGUCUCUCACUUCAACUUCAACUUCAGCUUCUCCUUCUACUGCUGGUACUACCCUGAAAUUCCCCCUCUCCUCCGGCGACAUGAUCCUCAUGCGCGGGUCCACACAAUCAAACUGGCUACACAGCAUCCCGAAACGCAAAGGGAGGAGCGGAGAGGCUGUGGAGGGACGGAUUAAUAUCACGUUUCGGCGGGCGAUGGUGCCGGCGGGGACGAAUAAUUAUUAUCGGUAUAAUGUUGGGGAUGGGGGUGUUUGGAGGUGGGAUGGGGGGAGGGGGAGAUGGUUUGUGUAG